AACUGACUCGACGGAAUAUAGAAGUGCGUAUUAAAUCACGCAGUGCGCGAUAUGUGGACGCCAGUGAUAUCUGUGGUGUGGGCCAUCAUGUAUAUGAUGCAGCGGAAAAUAAUGUCGGGAAAUCUGAGCCAGGAGAUGGCGAGGAAUUUGAAGGGUGAGUCUAGCAACUUUGUCGACUAUGAGGAAGUUCCUGUAACUAUGGGCUUCACACAUCGUCCAGCCCGAAAGAAUGCAGAAGCUCACCGAGCUCUGGAGCUCCUUGAAGAUUACCAUGCUAAGCUGACAAGACCACAAGACAAGCAGCUGCGAUUAGCCAUCGAGCGCGUUAUACGUAUCUUCAAGAGCAGACUCUUCCAGGCGCUGCUGGGUAAGUAAAUGAUUAUACCUUUGUUUCUUCAAUGGAAAAAAACGACAAUUCGAAGUUAUUCCGUAAACUUCUCAUGGGAUGACAAUUAAAAUUACAUUCAUACCGG
Molecule: messenger RNA, 473 nt
Organism: Trachymyrmex septentrionalis
Lineage: Eukaryota; Metazoa; Arthropoda; Insecta; Hymenoptera; Formicidae
Exons: 5
Coding region: 52-375 (107 amino acids)
Molecular function (GO): protein binding
Source: RefSeq, a predicted model, not a curated record